Poecile atricapillus (Black-capped chickadee) is the source of this 2130-nucleotide messenger RNA. RefSeq names its product syntrophin gamma 1 (gene SNTG1). Lineage: Eukaryota; Metazoa; Chordata; Aves; Passeriformes; Paridae. The record is from RefSeq and is a predicted model, not a curated record. Gene Ontology annotation, cellular component: intracellular anatomical structure; dystrophin-associated glycoprotein complex. Gene Ontology annotation, molecular function: protein binding; structural molecule activity. The transcript has 18 exons. The coding region runs from base 295 to 1848 and encodes 517 amino acids.
CCGGGGUGCGAUGCCGUGUUAGCCGGCGGCUCGCCCCGAGGUAGCGCCGGCGGGAAGGAGCGCGAGUUGCCGGGGCUGUGGCUGACACCAUGGGCACCGGGCGGGGGGGCGAGGCGGCCGGGCUCCCUGCGCUCCUCCGCUGAGCCCGGGGAUGUGCCGGCGCCCGGAGGAAUUAUUUUGGAACUAGCACGGAGCGGUGGGAGGAGGACGAGCGGCACAGCGCUUCACGGCUGCGAGGAGGUCGUCCGGCGGUGCUGUAUAGGCAAACAAAUAUCACUUGCUGUGUCAUAGCACAUGGAUUUCAGGACCGCCUGUGAAGAGACAAAGACAGGGGUUUGUUUGCUGCAGGAUGGUAAUCAGGAGCCUUUCAAAGUGCGACUGCACUUAGCCAAAGAUAUUUUGAUGAUCCAGGAGCAGGAUGUGAUCUGUGUGUCUGGUGAGCCUUUCUAUUCUGGUGAAAGAACAGUAACAAUUAGAAGACAGACCAUAGGAGGAUUUGGGUUAAGUAUAAAGGGUGGAGCAGAACAUAAUAUUCCAGUGGUCAUUUCUAAGAUUUCCAAAGAACAAAGAGCGGAACUUUCAGGUUUGCUCUUUAUAGGAGAUGCAAUUCUACAGAUUAAUGGAAUUAAUGUGAGAAAAUGCAGGCAUGAAGAAGUGGUACAGGUCCUUCGCAACGCAGGGGAAGAGGUGACCCUAACUGUGUCCUUUCUGAAAAGAGCACCUGCUUUUCUCAAACUGCCACUGAAUGAAGACUGUGCAUGUGCCCCCAGUGACCAAAGCAGUGGCACAUCUUCUCCCCUCUGUGACAGUGGUUUGCAUCUCAACUACCACCCCAACAACACGGAUACAUUAUCAUGUUCCUCAUGGCCAGCAUCCCCAGGACUUAGGUGGGAGAAAAGGUGGUGUGAUCUUCGAUUAAUUCCACUUCUUCAUUCACGAUUUUCCCAAUACCUUCCAGGAUCAGAUUUGUGCAGGCAAAAUGCGUUCCAAGUAAUUGCUGUGGAUGGGGUUUGCAGUGGAAUAAUUCAGUGUCUUUCUGCUGAAGACUGUAUUGACUGGCUACAAGCAAUAGCAAGUAACAUUUCCAACCUCACAAAGCACAAUAUUAAAAAAAUCAACAGGAAUUUUCCCGUAAACCAGCAGAUAGUCUACAUGGGCUGGACGGAAGAACGGGAACAAGACUCCCUUCAGGACCGAAUGUACACACCAAAGUUUCUAGCACUGAGGGGAUCUUCCCUGUAUAAAUUUAUAGCACCUCCAGUCACAACCUGGGAUUGGACACGAGCUGAGAAAACAUUUUCAGUUUAUGAGAUAAUGUGCAAAAUUCUCAAGGACAGUGAUCUCCUGGACCGUCGGAAACAUUGCUUCAGUGUCCAGUCAGAAUCUGGAGAAGAUCUUUACUUUUCUGUGGAACUAGAGUCUGACCUAACACUAUGGGAAAAAGCCUUCCAAACAGCAACUUUUUUAGAAGUUGAACGGAUACAGUGCAAGACAUAUGCCUGUGUUUUAGAGAGUCAUCUUAUGGGACUUACCAUUGACUUCAGCAUGGGCUUUGUCUGUUUUGAUGCUGCCACAAAGGCUGUGCUUUGGAGGUACAAGUUUUCUCAGCUCAAAGGUUCUUCAGAUGAUGGGAAGAGCAAAAUCAAAUUUUUGUUCCAAAACCAAGAUACUAAACAAAUCGAAGCAAAGGAGCUGGAGUUUUCUAACCUGUUUGCAGUCCUUCACUGUAUUCACUCAUUCUUUGCAGCCAAAGUGGCUUGUUUGGACCCUUUGUAUGUAGGCAGCCAAGCCACAGCUUCUUCUGCUCCCACAACUUCUGGUACUAGCAAAUUAAAGUACACUACUUGACAUCCCCCAUGACAGCACUGCCACUUAACAAGACAUAAAAAUGUAUAAAUAUUCAUAAGAUUUAGACCUUUGGUGAACCAUGUAUGUGGAAAACAAUCCUGGAGGCAAGACAUCUUACAGCAUCAGCAGAUAAAUGGUCACGUGGGAUCCUAAUUUCAUCUUGGUUCUGCAAGACAUCAGUAAAUAAUCCUAGUCUAAACCCCAGAAUAGGAUGGAUAUGCUUUUAGUAUUAUCUAUUUGUACUUACAUAGUGCUUUAAGCAACAUUGGAAGCAAAGGAAUA